This is a messenger RNA of Bombina bombina (fire-bellied toad), 1530 nucleotides long. RefSeq names its product vomeronasal type-2 receptor 26-like. The record is from RefSeq and is a predicted model, not a curated record. Lineage: Eukaryota; Metazoa; Chordata; Amphibia; Anura; Bombinatoridae. The transcript has 5 exons. Gene Ontology annotation, cellular component: membrane. Gene Ontology annotation, molecular function: G protein-coupled receptor activity. Gene Ontology annotation, biological process: G protein-coupled receptor signaling pathway. The coding region runs from base 1 to 1530 and encodes 509 amino acids.
AUGGUGACUGUAAAGAAGCAUGGCAAACUAAGAAUAUGCAUAGGUGCACUGAGGAGAUCUCACUAUAUCAUGACAACUCUCAAGGAUGUUUUGUACAAGCUGCCUAAGGCACGUCUGUUCAUGCUUGUUGAUGCCCGGGAUGCAAUUGGUAUUGAACCAAUAGCUGAUGGCAUCCUUGUGGUUGGCUGUGGGGAUACAGAUAAGGAAGCAGAGCAAGAUCAUGAUGGCAAACUGCUGGAACUGAUGAAUCAUUGUAGGCAGCUCAACAAAUAUUUAAAGAAAGUGCAUUUUAAAAUUCCCGGUGGAGAGGAGAUGUUCUUUGAUGACAAGGGAAACGCUCCAGGAAGAUUUGAUGUUAUAAAUCUUUUUUGGUUGCCAAAUAAAACUAUGAGAAAACUUUUAGUUGGAAACUUUAACCAAGAUGCCAGCGGUACUCGCUUUUUUAUUAAUGAAAGUGCCAUUCAUUGGAAUCCACAAUUUUCCCAGGUUCCUCGGUCUGUAUGCAGUGAGAGUUGCCUGCCGGGAUAUGUGAAGGUUUAUAAAAAAGAAAAUGCCAAGUGUUGUCACAACUGUAUCCCAUGUCCAGAGGGAGAGAUUACUAACACCACUGAUAUGGAAAGCUGUUGGCGUUGCCCUGAGGAUCAGUGGUCUAAUGCUAAGAGGAAUAAGUGUAUUCUAAGAAAAAUUGAUUUUCUGUCAAAUGAGGAACCAUUGGGAUUAACCCUUGCUCUUAUGACUGCUGUAUUCACUGGCUUCACAGCUAUAGUAUUAACAAUAUUUGUUAAGUACAAGAAGACUCCAAUAGUUAAAGCCAACAACCUGAAUCUUAGCUACACCCUCCUCCUUUCCCUCAUACUAUCAUUUUUAUGUCCCUUCCUAUUCAUUGGACAACCUACAAAGGUAUCCUGCCUCCUUCGGCAAGUAGUCUUUGGAAAUUCUUUUGCAGUUGGUGUUUCUUGUGUCUUAGCCAAAACCGUUAUUGUUAUCUUGGCCUUUAAUGCUACUAAACCUAAUCCAAAACAAACCAAGAAAUUUGGUAAGAACACAUCCAGUUCUUUAGUUCUUGUUUGCUCUUCUGGAGAGGGCAUCAUAUGUGUUGUGUGGCUCCUUUACUCUCCACCAUUCCUGUACAAUAAUAGCCAAGUAGAGGUUGGGAAGAUAAUAGCGGAAUGUAAGGAAGGAUCUACCAUAGCAUUUUACCUUGUGAUUGGCUAUAUAGGGUUUUUGGCUUUACUAAGUUUUUUUGUUGCCUUUUUGGCGAGGAAACUACCAGAUACAUUUAAUGAAGCUCAGUACAUUACCUUCAGCAUGCUAAUUUUUUGUAGUGUUUGGAUCUCCUUUAUCCCAGCCUAUCUUAGCACCAAAGGGAAAUAUAUGGUGGUUGUGGAAAUAUUUGCCAUCUUGGCUUCUGCUGCUGGACUCCUGUUCUGUAUCUUUUUUCCAAAAUGUUACAUUAUUCUAAUAAAACCUGAACUGAACACCAGAGUAACUUUAACAAAUGAAAGAAAGCACAAACAUACAAGAAGCUAG